AUGAAAGAACAGGUACAAAUGAAUAUAUUAGUUACAUUGACCUUUUCAAUGCAAAGUAAAUAUCGUAAAGUUCCGUCAAUCAACUCCUUCGAAAGCAAGGCCUGUUUCAAACGCCGUACUACUACCGUGCUGAACGCAGUUGAUCGAGAAAAUUCGACUUAGGCACGGCAGUAGCACGACUUGGUUCAAACGUCGUGCUACUGCCUUGCCGAACUCAAUUCAUAAAAUAUAAAUACUUUUGAAUGCAUUUUAAAAGUUCACUAAACCGCCUAUUUUUUUUUAAGUUUUGUUUUCCGCAAAAGUGAGAUUCGACAUCUGAAACCAAGUCGUACUACAACCGUGCAAUUCGUGCUGUGCUGAAGUCGAGCCAGCUUAUACAAAUGUAGAAAGGUAGAAGCACUGAUUCAGCAGAAGGCAAAGAGGCAAGUUUGCUUUUAAAUUCGGAAAACGGCCAAUCCAAUCCAAUCGGCAAUCCAGUUUCUGUUUCCAUAUUUAUGGCAAAAUAAUUCCUUUUAAGGAAGCUUUUUCAGCUGGAAAGGAGUUGCUUGUUCGCUAAACUAAUCAAACGCCGCCACGAUGAAUCAAUAGUUUUUUUUAUUUUUAUGUUUGUUAAUUGGUUUGCUGUUGUGUAAUAAUUUUAAGGUCAAACAGUUACCAUUGUUUUGGGUGAAAAAUUAUCUUUACUUUUGUCUCAUGGUCCUCGUUUAGGGGCAUUACCUCGUAAGAGUUUCCUGUAGCCUAGGUGGUAGAGCAUCUGGACUAGUAACAGUUCGACUUCUAUUGAGAGUACUGUAUCACUGACUGAAAAAUCAUCGGAUAAAUUUAAAUUUUGGGGAAACAGCCCACCUACCCCUCCCCUAAGCCAACAUUUUGCCCUAAACGAGAAUUAAGUGUUAAUUUUGGCUCAGGGGAGGAGUAGGUGGGCAGUUUCCCAGAAACCUAAAUUGAUCCAAAUCAUCCUCUCAUUAGACUGCGAGCAAUCUCUCUUUUUCUUCAGAUUUAGUAAGGGGAGUGCACGCGCGCGCGAGCGUUGAGCGCCGAAGCCGCGAGACGCGAGAAACGUGGGCGGCCCGUCUCGCGCCUUCAGUCACGCGCGUGGUCAUUUGCUAAAGAAAGACUGCUCGUAGUCUAUCCUCCCGUUGAUUAUCACUUUUCUUGGCUUUUCUUUCGCUCCAGCGAGGUAGAGCAACAAAUAAUUAACAAUUAUUGGACGAGGUUGAGCAAAAUAUGGUGAUUUGUCAGUGGCGAGCUGAUCAAUUAUUUGCCGAAGCCGAAGGAUGAGGCAAAUAAUUGAUCUGCGAGACGCUGACACAAUAUUUUGCGAUAACCGAAUUCAAUAAUUGUUUUUUCAUUCGAUCACCAAGUUUGUUUUUAAUGAAUAUCUCCGGGAAGCGAAGCGAUCUGCCAUUAAUUUUUUCACGUAAGAGCGGAAUGUUAUUUGCAGCCAAACACAGUUGGACGAUAUUGCGAAUGAGCAGACCAUUAUUUGUGAGCAGUUAUUUAACCGCGGAAGGAUUAGCUCAGUCGGUAGAGCGUGUUGACUGCAGAGCGGGAGGUCGCGGGUUUGAUUCCCGGGCUCGGACCAAUAUUUAGGGUCUUAAAAUAACUGAGAAAUGAAGGUACUCCCUUUCCCCUGCAACAGGCUAGACCUUCGCGUGGCUCGGAUGACCACGUAAAAUGGCGGUCCCGUCUCCAAUUGGAGACGUAAAAAAUAGUGUCCCCAAUUAGUACUUUCGUGCUAAAUACAUUGACACUCAAAUAAAAGUGCAUAAAAGUGCAUUUGCAGGUCACGUGGUGGAAUUUUCGGCGAAUGAAAAGGAAGAAAAAUUUGCAAACCUCUUGCAAACAGCUUCCUCUUCUUUCUCUUAGCCCGUGCCGGCUCUGUUAUCUUAAGUUCAAGAGAGUUUCGAUCAUCGCUAUUGAUCUUAUGUAUUUUCGAAGUGUUUACGCAUUAUUCGUAACAAAUGCAAAUAAAUACAAGCAAAUAAAACUUGGAAAAGUUGGGCCAGUAUACCCCUAGCGUGUUCCAGGCGUUCAAUUGAGUAUUGGACAACCCUCAGAAAAGGGAAAGAAGUAAUGAGGAAACCCCCAAAGCCAGCCUAUUGCUGUUUUUCUUUCUCACAUCUCUUUGCGCAGUAUCCACAGUCUGAAAACGUGGAACAGUCUUAUAUUUUGUAGCGCCUUAAACUGUGAUUUCAUUUUUGCUUUCAGGUGUCGGGUUUCUUCUCUCGACCAGACGUUGACCAAGGCUCCGGCAAGCUGGCUGUCCAGCAAAGUCUUGAGAGUAUAGCUGCCAACAUCAAAUGGUUAGAACGCUAUGGUGGCAGAGUGUAUGAAUGGCUGACACACCCGUCCUUCAAGGCACCACAACAAGGCACCACAACAAGGCAUCGAAUGGAGAAGCCGAAGUAUUUAUCGUACGAUGAGAUGAUAGUGGAAAAAUAUGGUCGACCUUAA
This is a messenger RNA of Porites evermanni, 2457 nucleotides long. Lineage: Eukaryota; Metazoa; Cnidaria; Anthozoa; Scleractinia; Poritidae. The record is from the annotation of a GenBank genome assembly.